This is a messenger RNA of Gongylonema pulchrum, 441 nucleotides long. The record is from the annotation of a GenBank genome assembly. Lineage: Eukaryota; Metazoa; Nematoda; Chromadorea; Rhabditida; Gongylonematidae.
CUGGUAUUUCCUGUAUUUUUUAUAUAUUUCAGUAAAGAAAUAUUGCGAGCAGUGCCUUACGUACCAAUACUGACAACAACGGCUGUUUGGGCUAUAUGGUUUUGUGCAAUAGCUAAUUUUUAUUAUGAAAAUCUGUUGUUCUUUUUUGCACCUACAUACUUGCACGCAGUACUUGGGUUCCAUGUGCAUGAUACGGGUUUCACUGCCGCUCUACCUCCUCUGUCACAUUUUGCGAUCAAAAUAGCCUGUGGCAUAGCUAGCGAUAAGAUACGAUCGAUUGGAGACACCGCCAAAGUAAAGAUAUUCAACACAGUGGCAUAUUUUGGAUGUGCGGUAUGUUUAUUCAUACUUGCUUUUUUCGGUGACGGUCGGAAAAUGCUAUGUUUGGUUUUGUUGUCCUUAUCCGCAGGAUUUCUUGGUUUUACACCCGGUGGAUUUUAC